Molecule: messenger RNA, 276 nt
Organism: Ectocarpus siliculosus
Lineage: Eukaryota; Phaeophyceae; Ectocarpales; Ectocarpaceae
Source: the annotation of a GenBank genome assembly
AUGGACAGGAGCGAGGCCUACAACAGCGACGCCCACGCAGCAUUCAGCGCGCUCGACCCUCCCAUCCCGGUCCUUGGAGAUGCGGACGAAUGGGGGGCCUGGGAUGCCGUCGGGGACCCCGUAUUGCACAUACAGCUGCGAGAUUGGGCCGACAUGUUGCUCGUGGCGCCGCUAUCCGCCAACACGCUGGCCAAGCUGGCCAACGGCUUGUGCGAUAACCUUGUGAAACUGAACCUUCAAGUUUCGGUUCUACUUCAAGGCAUUUAUCCGCCUUGA